GCCUUUAGCGCUCCACAUCAGUCCAGUGAAGAACAGGACGUUUAUGGCUAUUCCUGGCAGUCCUAUGUGGAACGAUUUUCCAGCGCUGCCGGGUGUGUUUAUGCACUAGACUUACUUAUAACCUCCAGCUUCACCUGCCCUAGACCCGAAAGCUUUAUAAUUUCGUGAUGGCGGCGAGUGCCAAGCGAAAACAGGAGGAGAAACACUUGAAGAUGCUUCGGGAGAUGACCAGCCUGCCUCCUAAUAGGAAAUGCUUUGAUUGCGAUCAGCGCGGCCCGACCUACGCCAACAUGACAGUGGGCUCGUUUGUGUGCACCACCUGUUCCGGAAUACUACGAGGCAUCAACCCUCCACACAGAGUGAAGUCCAUUUCUAUGACAACUUUCACCCAACAGGAAAUCGAGUUCUUACAAAAACACAGCAAUGAGGUCUGCAAACACAUCUGGCUGGGGUUGUAUGAUGACAAGAGCUCUGUGAUCCCAGAUUUCCGUGAACCUCAGAAAGUCAAAGAGUUUCUUCAGGAGAAAUAUGAGAAGAAAAGAUGGUAUGUUCCCCCAGAACAAGCCAGGGUGAUAGCUUCUGUGCAGGCCUCAAUAUCUGGUUCAUCUGCUAGCAGUACCAGUAGCACCCCAGAGGUUCUUCCCCAGCCCCUCAAAACCCUGCAUCUUACCAAGACUCCGUCUAACCAGUCCCCAGUAACCAGUCGUGUCCAGGCCCAGUCUGCAGGCCAGGAGAAGAAGUUUGACCUCCUCUCUGACUUGGGUGGAGAUAUUUUUGCUGCCCCUCAAGCUCAAACUGCCAGCUCCUCAAACUUUGCUAAUUUUGCACAUUUUAACAGGCCCUCAGCACAAAAUAAUUCCACCACAGAGUUUGCCAAUUUUGAUUCCUUUGGAAACGCCAGUGUACCGUCACAUUUUGGCACAUCACCCCCCUCAAAGCCUUCCCUUCAACAACCCCACACAGGAGGAGGCAUGUCCAUUCCUCCACAACCCAAUGUGGCCCCUGCCCCGCCUCUGAGCAGUUUAUCGAGAGGGGACCGUUACGCGGCCCUAGCUGAGCUUGACAGUGUCCUCAGUUCCACCGUUACCAGUGGGAGCGCACAAGGUGUGUAUGGAGGUGUCCCAGGAGCUGCUGCACCUCCAGCUCAGCCAGGAAUACCCAACAUGCAACAGGGUUUUGCAGCCGCUCCCUCCACAAACCCAUUCGUGGCUGCUGGAAUGGUUCAGGAGCCCAUGUCUACAAAUCCAUUCCAAACCAAUGGGAGAGCAGCCGCCUCAGCCUCAUUUGGCACUGGCUCCAUGAGCAUGCCAGCAGGCUUUGGGAACGCAACCAGUUUCUGCCUGCCAACCAGUUUUAGUGGGACUUUCCAGCAGCAAUUCCCUGGCCAAGGUCCCUUUCCCCCACCUGCAGCCUACCACCAACAGCCCAAUGGGGGGUUUCCAGCCUACGGACAGGCCAAACCUAUGGGCAACUAUGGGCAGCAGGUCACAGGACCUGGGAUCUCCAGCAACCCAUUCAUGGGUGGAGGCCCGGCGGGACCGUACCCAACAGGAGGUUCCUCCACAAACCCCUUUCUCUAAAGCGCUUUCCACCACAUUUCAGCUGCAUCAUGCACACAUUCCGCAUCACCAAUGCUCUAAAACAUUGUCUUCAAGAAUCUGAAAGUAUUCAGGUUUUGUAUUUACUGCACUGAGUCUGUGACAUUUCUAGAGAAAGAGCUGUGGAUACGCAGGUGAUGGUCUUCCCCACCCACCGGUGUGUUCUGGACAAAAAUCCACGGUUGUCCCACCUCAUUUAUGCCUUCAGCUCAAUAAGUAAUGUUUUAUGCCUAGAAAGUAAGCUCCUUGUGCAUAUCAGCAUUUGUAAUCCUUUUAAAAACAUGUUAUUCACAAAGAGAAACUGAUGGAAACAGCAGAACACAAUGGUGUCUAGGGAUGCUGUGAUUGGCUGUACAAACAACUUCAGUUUGUC
This is a messenger RNA of Rhinichthys klamathensis goyatoka, 1971 nucleotides long. It is a transcript of the gene agfg1b, whose product is annotated as ArfGAP with FG repeats 1b. Gene Ontology annotation, molecular function: GTPase activator activity. Lineage: Eukaryota; Metazoa; Chordata; Actinopteri; Cypriniformes; Leuciscidae. The coding region runs from base 168 to 1580 and encodes 470 amino acids. The transcript has 12 exons. The record is from RefSeq and is a predicted model, not a curated record.